This is a messenger RNA of Schistocerca cancellata (South American locust), 486 nucleotides long. Its product is annotated as ankyrin repeat domain-containing protein 65-like. The coding region runs from base 1 to 486 and encodes 161 amino acids. The transcript has 2 exons. The record is from RefSeq and is a predicted model, not a curated record. Gene Ontology annotation, molecular function: protein binding. NCBI's taxonomy places the organism in Eukaryota, Metazoa, Arthropoda, Insecta, Orthoptera, Acrididae.
AUGGGAUUCUUUUUGAGGGUGACCUCUGGCAGUGAAGCUGCAGACAGAGACCAGUGUCAGCUGCAAGAAGCCUGUCCUGUGGUGGAGGUGAGCGACUGCAGCCCCUCUGCAGAGGAGAGGGGCAGGAGGCUGGUCCAGGCGGCUGAGCGGGGGGCAGUGGGGGAGCUGAGGGCGCUGCUCGCCGCAGGGGCCGACGUGGGGGUGAGGGACGAGUUGGGGCGGACCGCCCUGCACUGGGCAGCGUGCAGGGGAGACGUCGAGGCGGCGAGGCUGCUGGUGGGGGCGGGGGCGGCGGUGGACGCCAGGGAUGACUUUCGGUGGACGCCGCUGCAUCACGCGACAUUCUGUGGCCAGGAAGAAGUGGCGGCUGCGCUGCUCGCCGCGGGUGCCGACAGGGGGGCCACAACUGGUGAUGGUGGUGGGCGGACAGCGCUGGACCUCGCCAGGCAGUACAACAGGAGGCGGCUGGUGGAGAUGCUGUCAUGA